This is a messenger RNA of Suncus etruscus (white-toothed pygmy shrew), 2475 nucleotides long. It is a transcript of the gene CBARP, whose product is annotated as CACN subunit beta associated regulatory protein. The coding region runs from base 229 to 2295 and encodes 688 amino acids. Gene Ontology annotation, molecular function: transmembrane transporter binding. Gene Ontology annotation, biological process: negative regulation of voltage-gated calcium channel activity; negative regulation of calcium ion-dependent exocytosis. The record is from RefSeq and is a predicted model, not a curated record. The transcript is spliced from 10 exons. Lineage: Eukaryota; Metazoa; Chordata; Mammalia; Eulipotyphla; Soricidae. Gene Ontology annotation, cellular component: plasma membrane; secretory granule.
CUUCGGAAAUGCAGCCCACCGCCACCAUGGCCACGGACGCCGCCGCCGCCACCAGCGCCGCCACAGUCGCCCUGACCACAACGUGGGACAACACCACGGGCCGGCCCACCGAGCAACCUGACCCCAUCCUGGACAACUACGUGCUGCUGGUGGUGGUGAUGUCGCUGUUUGUGGGGGGCACCCUCGUGGUGCUGUCGGGGGUGCUGCUACUCUGUAAGCGCUGCUGGGAUGUGCACAGGCGCUUCAACAGAGCCACGGAGGAGGUGGAGAAGGCCACGGGUGCCUACCUGGACAACGGCACGCACCUGGCUCCAGACUGGGCGCAGCUCGAUUCCGACUCAUCUCUGUUUCCUUAAAGCCCAGCACCCUGAGUGCCCAGGAGAUGAGCCGGAGAGCCAGGAUGCUGAGACCGAGCGCUUCCUGGCUGGAAGCACCGUGGGCCGCCGUGUGUCCUUCAAUGAGGCCGCGCUCUUCGAGCAGAGCCGCAAAGGGCAGGACAAGGGCCGCCGGUACACCCUGACCGAGGGUGAUUUCCACCACCUCAAGAACGCUCGCCUCACCCACCUGCAUUUGCCGCCCCUCAAAAUUGUCACCAUCCAUGAGUGUGACCAGGGCGAAGCCACUGCCACUCCCCAUGCCGCUGCCCCCCCCAAGGCCAACCUGGCUAUUUUCCAGCCCCCGGGGAAGGCCCUCACUGGCCGCUCCGUGGGCCCCAGCUCCGCCCUGCCAGGUGACCCGUACAACUCAGCCACGGCCCCUGGUGACUUCCAGAUCAGCCCCUCGGCAUCCAGUGACUCUGGGGAAGGCACCUCGCUGGACAUAGGUGCCAGGAGCUGCAAGCCUGGUGGGCUGGGGGCCACGACUGGGCCAGGUGACAGCAGCCCCAGCUCCAGCUCUGGGGCAGGCCCCGUCCUGCAGUUUUUCAGCCGCCUGCGCCGCCACGCCAGCCUGGACGGGGCCAGCCCCUACUUCAAGGUCAAGAAAUGGAAACUGGAACCCAGCCAGCGGGCAUCCAGUCUGGAUACGAGAGGCUCCCCAAAGCGGCACCACUUCCAACGGCAGCGGGCAGCCAGUGAGAGCACAGAUCAGGAGGGUGACGCACCCCGCGCCGACUUCAUCCAGUACAUUGCCAGCGCAGGCGACACCGUGGCCUUCCAGCGGCCGCCCCCCUUCCUGGCCAGCCCCACCAGCCCGCCCCCCACUCUUGGCAGGCUAGAGGCGAGUCCCGAGUCUUCCCCGGAGGGCGGUGGCGGUGGAGGUGGCGGCGGCGGGGGACCGGAGCAGCAGCUGGAGUCGGACAGUGAGAGGGACGCGGGGUCCGAGGCGGUGCAGUCCCUCUACCACGACAUCUGGAGCCUACGCGCCUCGCUGGAGCUGCACGCAGCCGCCGCCUCGGACCAGAGCAGCAGCGGCAACGACCGCGACUCGGUGCGCAGCGGUGACAGCGCGGGCUCCGGCUCGGGCUCGGGCUCCGGAGGUACCGCGCCCGCCUUCCCGCCGCCGCCCUCGCCGCCACCCACCCCGCGGACAGCGCUGGACAGCGAGCCGGGUGGGCCGCGCAAGCUGCUGCAGAUGGACAGCGGCUACGCCAGCAUCGAGGGCCGCGGCGCCGGCGACGACGGGCUGCCCGGUCCGACCGAGAAGUUCUUCUCCUUCCCCAGCAGCGCCGACCGCCUGGGCACCAGCUUGGAAGUGGCGCCGCCCGACGCCCCCGCCCGGCCCCGCAGCCCGUGCGCCUGGCCCCGCCGCCCCCGCCGCGACUACAGCAUCGAUGAGAAGACGGACGCGCUGUUCCACGAGUUUCUGCGCCACGACCCGCACUUCGACGACACCCCGCAGGCGCGCCACCGCACCCGGCCGCACGCGCACCCGCACGCCCGCAAGCAGUGGCAGCGUGGCCGGCAGCACAGUGACCCCGGCGCGCGCGCCGCCAACGCCCCUGGCCCGCUCCCGCUGCCUCCGGGCGGCGUUGCCCCGCGCCCUGCACGCGCGCCCCUCCGCCGAGGCGACAGCGUCGACUGCCCCCCGGACGGCCGCGGGACCGACGACCCAACAGGCCCCGUCGGCCCCGCCAUCCCGGUCAUCGAGGAGGAGCCCGGCGGGGGCGGCGGCGGCGGCGGCGGCGGCUGCCCAGGCUCAGGUCUGUGCGCCGGGCCACCCCCGGGGGAGCCGCUGGACAAACUGGUGGCGCGCUUCGACAACGGACUGUUCCCACCGCGCCUUGGCCCGCCUGUCGCUGCGCCGCCCCUCCUGGCGACGGCUGCGCCCACGUCUCCGGACCACAGCCCGGCCUAGGCCCAACCCCACGCCAGCUCCCCGUCGACUCGCUCCGGCUGUGCCGCGCGGGACGUCCCCACGGCGGGACUGGGGGAGUCGUGGACGCGCGCACGGCCCCCACGGCUUCCAAGACCCGGCUCCACCGGACUGGACUGGACUGGACGGCGCGGGGGUGGGGAGGGAGCAGCAGUCUGUCCC